This is a messenger RNA of Puccinia triticina, 666 nucleotides long. RefSeq lists its product as uncharacterized. The transcript has 4 exons. NCBI's taxonomy places the organism in Eukaryota, Fungi, Basidiomycota, Pucciniomycetes, Pucciniales, Pucciniaceae. The coding region runs from base 1 to 666 and encodes 221 amino acids. The record is from RefSeq and is a predicted model, not a curated record.
AUGGGCGCAACCGGCGAUUGGCUAAGUAGAAAGCUUGAUAAUGCCGAAGAAACACUCCGGCUGGCUUCCGACGCGCUCCAAAUCCUCUACUCUACACUUAAUCCUGCAACUCCCGGUGUUGCAUAUACCAGUUCGUUUCUUGAAGAGCAAUGGUCACUUGAGAAAAUCUUCCACGCAAACUUCAACCAGAGAAGGGAGGACCAACGAAAGAAACUAGGUGAAUUGCUGUGUCUACAGGAUGACCUCGAUGAAGCUUGGGGGCGCACCACGCACACCAUUGCCCAGGCCAUUGCAAGGUCCAAUAGCUGUGGUAACAUAGCCGAUCAGAUUGCCAGACAUCGGCUCGCAAUUGGGGCUGAUCAGAUAAUAGGUGACCUAACCAGAGAUCAAAGUGACUUGCUUUGGAAGGUUUGGCACUCGAAAACGGAGUUGCGACAGCGUUUCUUGGGGCUAGUCGAGGAGAAACAACCAUUAUUCCGAGUUUGUCGGAAUGGUGAAAGUACCACUCUAGAGGGAAUCAAAAGCUGGUCCUUGCUGUACGCAAGCGGGCAGACCAGCUCUGUGCAUGUUUGGAAUCCUACACUAAGCGAGCUCAAGCGUUCAUCGCAGCAUGUCCACUACAACAUCCACCACCACUCAUUGAAUACACUGACUUGCUUCAACUAA